GUGGCUCCUCCCUGAAAUAGCGGAGAUCUUUACCUUCCCCUCUACAAUUUUCCCAUUAUUAUGACUUUUCGCUCUACACCCAUGUUUUCUUGCUUUUCUUCCAUUCUUAUAUUCGUAACAUAACUAAUUUUAUCAAAAGAAAGUAAUUUCUGUUCCUGAGUAAUCCAUGAUUACUUUCUACAAUAAUCAUACUCGGGAAGUUUGCAAGUCUCAACGCUGCUGGAUCACCUUGUUCAGGUUUUCGAUAGAUAAUUGAGCUGAUUAUAAUGGCUAAGGAGUAUAGCGGAUCACCAAAGCAUCAUCAGCUUGAAACAAAGCGGAGGCGGCUCACCUGGAUUCUAGGGAUCAGUGGCCUCUGCAUUCUGUUUUACAUCUUGGGAGCUUGGCAGAAUGCAACUCCCACUACCCAAUCCGAUGUUUAUGCAAGAGUUGGCUGUGACAACAACACUCUGGCAUCAGGUGGUAGCAGUGGUGACGUUUCGGUUAAACCAUCGUCCUCACUCGGUACCUUGGACUUUGAAAGCCAUCAUCAGCUUGAUAUCAACUCAUCCAAUGCAGUCAAGCAGUUUGAACCGUGUGAUAUGUCUUUGAGUGAGUACACCCCCUGCCAAGAUAAGGUGAGGGGGAGGAGAUACGACCGGAACAUGUUGAAGUACAGAGAGCGGCAUUGUCCUUCCAAGGAUGAGCUUCUAUUCUGCCUAAUUCCUGCUCCGCCUAAGUACAAGACCCCUCUCAUGUGGCCUCAAAGUCGGGAUUAUGCCUGGUAUGACAAUAUCCCCCAUAAAGAACUCAGCAUUGAGAAGGCUAUUCAGAAUUGGAUUCAGGUUGAGGGUGACCGAUUCAGAUUCCCCGGGGGAGGCACUAUGUUUCCCCGUGGAGCUGAUGCCUAUAUUGAUGAUAUUGGCAAGCUAAUUCCCCUUACUGAUGGAACAAUAAGAACAGCUAUUGAUACUGGUUGUGGUGUUGCAAGUUUUGGUGCAUUCCUUUUGAAAAGGGAUGUAAUAGCAAUGUCCUUUGCACCAAGAGACACACACGAAGCUCAGGUCCAGUUUGCAUUAGAGAGAGGAGUUCCUGCAAUGAUUGGAAUCAUGGGUUCACAACGGCUUCCUUACCCAGCCAGGGCUUUCGAUUUGGCUCACUGCUCCCGUUGUUUAAUACCUUGGUAUAAGUAUGAUGGAUUAUAUCUGAUUGAAGUGGACAGAGUUCUGAGGCCUGGUGGCUAUUGGGUUCUCUCUGGUCCUCCUGUUCAUUGGAAGAAAUACUGGAGAGGAUGGGAAAGGACACAGGAAGAUUUAAAACAAGAACAGGAUGCCAUUGAAGAAGUUGCAAGGAAACUAUGCUGGAAAAAAGUGAUUGAAAAGGGGGAUCUAUUAAUUUUUCAAAAGCCUAUCAACCACAUUGAGUGCAUCCAAAGCAGGAAGGUUUAUAAGACACCUCAUAUAUGCAAGUCAGACAAUCCGGAUUCUGCUUGGUACAGAGAUCUUGAAGCUUGCAUAACCCCACUUCCAGAGGUAAGCAACACAGAUGAUAUAGCUGGUGGUGCAAUUGAAAAAUGGCCAGACCGUGCAUUUGCUGUCCCUCCUAGAAUUAGCAGCAAUUCCAUUCCAGGCAUCACUCUGGAGAAAUUCCAGGAGGAUAAUGAAGUAUGGAAGCGCAGAGUGGCAUAUUACAAACGACUCACUCCGUCCCUUCAUCGUGGAAGAUACCGGAAUAUACUUGACAUGAAUGCCUACCUUGGUGGAUUUGCAGCUGCAAUGUUAAAAUAUCCUGUCUGGGUCAUGAAUGUUGUCCCUGCCAAUUCAGACCAUGACACUCUCGGUGUAAUCUACGAACGAGGAUUGAUCGGAACAUAUCAGGACUGGUGUGAGGCAUUCUCCACGUAUCCAAGAACAUAUGAUUUCAUACAUGCUGAUGGUGUGUUCAGUAUAUAUCAAGACAGGUGUGACAUUAGCCUCAUACUGCUAGAGAUGGAUAGAAUUCUGAGGCCAGAAGGGGCAGUUGUGUUUAGGGAUACAGUGGAGAUGGUGGAGAAGAUAAAGAGUAUUACUGAUGGAAUGAGAUGGGUUAGCCAUGUCCGUGACCACGAAAAUGGACCCUUCGUUAUGGAGAAAAUUCUGGUUUCUGUUAAAACUUACUGGACGGGUGAAGCUAAACAAAAGCAACCGUAGUACUGAUUCUUAAAACUGUAUUUUCUCUUUUUGUCCUUCUGUUUCUGAACAUCAGAUUGCAGCACUCCUGGGGACAUCCAUUUCAUAUUGGGGGAAGAAAGCUAGUAUUGAUGAAAGUUAUUAUGUAAUCCAGAAGAACAUAUGAAAUUUCUCGUCAUUGUGUUGGUUGGUGGUAGAAAUUAACAUUUCCUAUGUUAAUUAGACAUCCAAUCCAAUGUCUCUCUCAUUGUUGAGAGUCGAAAUCUCUGGAAAGGGUUGAAUGCAAUUUUUGGACUUAAUUAGUUUUUGACAGCCAGAAAAGUGUAGAAUUGCACUGCAUGCCAACCAUAUAGUCAAAAAGCAAGCCAACGACCCUUGUAUCUAUGAUACUGUUAUAGUACGCUGAGGGCCAUGCCGCACAAAUAAUUGUUGAGUCCUAUG
Rubroshorea leprosula is the source of this 2588-nucleotide messenger RNA. Lineage: Eukaryota; Viridiplantae; Streptophyta; Magnoliopsida; Malvales; Dipterocarpaceae. The record is from the annotation of a GenBank genome assembly.